Scatophagus argus is the source of this 4796-nucleotide messenger RNA. It is a transcript of the gene ppfibp1b, whose product is annotated as PPFIA binding protein 1b. The transcript has 28 exons. NCBI's taxonomy places the organism in Eukaryota, Metazoa, Chordata, Actinopteri, Scatophagidae. Gene Ontology annotation, cellular component: presynaptic active zone. Gene Ontology annotation, molecular function: protein binding. Gene Ontology annotation, biological process: neuromuscular junction development. The record is from RefSeq and is a predicted model, not a curated record. The coding region runs from base 240 to 3209 and encodes 989 amino acids.
UAUCUGCCAAUCCAGACGGCAGCAGGGCGGGAUUUUCCAGCCAUGACGUCCCAAGUUUUCCAGCAAUCUUGUCACUUCGACAUCAUGGCGUAGCAAUGUGGAUGGUUGGGUCAGUACUGGUGGGCACGGAGAAGUUCAGAAACCAAGCUCUGUGGAGUUUUUGUAAAUAUUAGAGGGGGCAAACUAACGGAUAUCCCGACAUCUCUUCGAGCAGAGUUUCGAUUAAACAGUGACUGAAGAUGAUGUCUGAUGCCAGCGACAUGUUGGCAGCUGCCCUGGAGCAGAUGGACGGCAUUAUAGCAGGUUCCAAAGUUCUGGACUACUCCAAUGGACUGUUUGAUUGCCAGUCUCCCACCUCUCCGUUCAUGGGCAACCUGAGGGCACUUCACCUUUUGGAAGACCUGAGGAGCGUCCUGGAAUUGAUGGACACAGAGGAAAGGGAGAGUCUACGCUGCCAGAUCCCCGACUCCACAGCUGACAGUCUGGUUGAGUGGCUCCAUGGGCACCUGUCCAAUGGGCACAUCUCUCUGAGUGGGGGUGACCACUACCAGGAAAGACUUUCCCGGAUAGAGAGUGAUAAGGAGUCUCUGGUUCUUCAGGUGUCUGUGCUGACAGACCAGGUGGAGGCUCAGGGGGAGAAGAUCCGAGACCUUGACUUGUGUUUGGACGAGCACAGGGAGAAGCUGAACGCUACUGAGGAGAUGCUGCAGCAGGAGCUUCUCUGCAGAACUGCACUGGAGACCCAGAAGCUAGAACUGAUCUCUGAAGUGUCCAACCUAAAGCUGAAACUGAGUAACAUGGAGAAGGACAGACUUGAUUUUGACAGAUUUAGGGACAGUGAGGAUUUGAUUCUUGAGAUUAAUGAACUGCGGUACAGACUGACAGAGCUGGAGAACGAAAAACUACAAUACGAAAAGAAACUGAAAUCCACAAAGUCGCUAAUGGCCAAGCUUUCUAGCCUGAAAAUCAAAAUGGGCCAGAUGCAGUAUGAGAAACAGAGGAAGGAGCACAAACUCCAGGCUAUGAAGGAGGAGCUUGCCAUACUGAGGAGGCAGCUGGAGGGCAAAGAUGGGGAGAUGAGGAGACUACAGGAUGAGACAGGCUUCAAAGCCAUGGCCUCGAGCAGUGCAGAUCCCACAGAGAGAGUUUCUCAUCCAGAUGAAACUCUUAGAAAGAGGCUGAAAGAAAAACAUGUGGAAGUGCAAAGAAUGAAAAAGGCAGUUGAAUCAUUGAUGGCAGCCAAUGAAGAGAAGGAUCGUAAGAUUGAGGAACUGAAGCAGUCAUUGCUGCGGUACAAGAAGGUUCAAGACAUGGUGAUGUCAGUGCAAGGGAAAAAAGAGAAAACCAAAGAAAACGAACAUGUUGAGAGUCAAGGUGACAGAGCCGUCGCAUUAUUGUCAGUCAACUCUGAGCCCCCGGAGUCGGAAAAUCAAGACGUGAGAGAUGUUGAACAACAGAGAAGGAAGAGCCCCGAUGAGUUGGAGGGUGUCAGUGGACGGAGUGAAGAGCCUUCACCCACACCCAGCCCUUCAGAUCCAGAACUAGUGUCAGAGUGCGCACCAACAGAUUUAGAAAGCCAAGAUGCCACGAAGACUGGCAGUCAGGACCAGCUGGAUAGGAGUAAUAAUGAAAAGAAUACAAUUGAAGGGACUGGCAAGAUCACUGAAAAGCCACCCAUCAGUCCCUCUGCCACCAUGGAGGACGACAGCUUUGGGUCGAGAAAGGCUCGUUCAUCUUUUGGAAAGGGUUUCUUCAAGAUCCGUGGGGGCAAGAAGACAUCCAGUACGCCGAACCUUGACCGCAGCCGGAGUGCAAGUGCGCCUAUGCUAGCUGAAACGGAGCGACAGGGCACUGACCAUUUGGAUCUGGCUGGGCUACCACAGAGGUCGUCUAACAGCGACAGCACCCACACACUCCCUACAACCCCAGAGAGCAAGAAGAAAUCCAAAGGAAUAAAGAAACUCUUUGGGAAGCUGAAAAGGAGUCAGUCCACCACAUUUAACCUGGAUGACAACCUGCCAGAGGGUGAGUUCAAGAGGGGUGGAGUGCGAGCCACGGCGGGACCCAGACUGGGUUGGUCUCGUGACUUCCAGAGAGUCAACAAUGAUGUUGAUGCGCCCUUUGCACGGUGGUCAAAGGAUCAGGUGUGUGAUUGGCUGCAGGAGCAGGGACUUGGUCUUUAUGUAAACAUGGCUCGCGUAUGGAUCUCCUCUGGUCAGACACUUUUACAGGCCUCACAGCUGGACCUGGAGAGGGAGUUGGGCAUCAAACACCCGCUGCACAGAAAGAAGCUGCAGCUGGCUCUGCAGGCCCUCGGCUCAGAGGAGGAGGAUAAUAAGGGAAAGUUGGACUACAACUGGGUGACAAGAUGGCUGGAUGACAUUGGUCUGCCUCAGUAUAAGACCCAGUUUGAUGAGGGGAGGGUGGACGGUCGCAUGCUGCACUACAUGACAGUGGAUGACCUGCUGUCUCUGAAAGUGGGGAGUGUCCUGCAUCACCUCAGUAUCAAGAGAGCCAUUCAAGUGCUCCGACUGAACAGCUAUGAGCCCAACUGCUUGCGUCGUAGGCCAUCUGAUGAGAACAAUAUUUCUCCUGCAGAGAUUUCCCAGUGGACCAACCAUCGUGUGAUGGAGUGGCUGCGGUCUGUGGACCUUGCCGAAUACGCUCCCAACCUGAGAGGCAGCGGUGUGCACGGAGGCCUGAUGGUUCUGGAGCCACGGUUCAACGUGGAGACCAUGGCUUUGCUGCUGAACAUCCCCCCCAACAAGACGCUGCUGCGCCGCCACCUUGCUACGCAUUUCAACCUGCUCAUUGGCUCAGAGGCCCAGCAGCUCAAACAGGAGUGUCUCGAAAACCCAGACUACACUUUACUUACUGCCACCACUAAGGUCAAGCCAAGGAAACUGUCAUUUAGUAGCUUUGGCAGUCUGAGGAAGAAGAAGCAGGAGGAGAGUGAGGAGUACGUGUGUCCGAUGGACGUGGAGAUGCCAAAGGGACGAAGCUUUCAAAAAGGCUUCGAGCUCCAAAUCUACGAAGACGACCUGGACAGGCUAGAACAGAUGGAGGACUCUGAGGGGACUGUGAGGCAGAUCGGGGCUUUCUCUGAGGGGAUUCAAAAUCUGACGAGCAUGCUGAAAGAUGAUGAAUUCUUCAAAGAGAUUUCAAAUUCACCAAACCCCAGUGUAACAGACGAGGACUCCAAUGCAUGAGCCUCCUGGCACCAUGAGCACCUGGUCCUGCUGUGAAUAAAACUCUGUGCCAACCCUCUCCACUCACACACAGACUUAUCUCAACAAACCCAAUGCUCCCACAUUUCUUCUUAGUGUUACAUUCAAAGAUGAGCCAAAAGUAUUAUAGUGUCUUUCUUAUUUCAGUUUCAAAUAAUGCUGAAAGUCCAAUAUUGCUAAUUAGAACUUUGCUGUCUCCAUUACUGUCACCUGAUAACAGAAGGAACAUUUAGGGCAACACCACUGCUCCCCUGCCAGCUGGUUUCUGGAGAUAUUUUGUACUCAGUUGUGUACUGGCAUCUUUGGCAUAAAGUGUCAACCAGCAGAAAAAGACAUCGAAAAUAUGCCAGUAUAGAUUUUAAUAUAUGUCUUUUAAAUUCCCUUCUGACUGUAGAAAUAUUAAAAAAAAAAAAAAGAUGGGCUUCAUUCAGAAGUGAUAAGCUGAGAAGAUUGUCCCAUUUUUAGAAGUUAGUGUAAAGUGAUUACUCAGAAACAGCUGCUAUGUUUUCUACAGAACUAAACUUUGCUAAUUAAGUGGAAAUUGUCUUAUAUUUUAUCCUGCGCUGAGCAUUUUACUGGUUUUCACUCAAAAGUAAUAUUUGUCUUGCAUUUGCACCAGUACAUAUCAUACAGUAAAAAUCCUAAUGAAUAUCAUUGCAUGGUAUUGACAUUCAGCACAUUAAGUUCAUUAUUGCUCAUUAUUUUAUUUUUUACUAUAAAUUGAUUUUUAAUGGAACCAUGUUUGCUGGGUUAUUUUUGGAAAAGCGUUUUGGCAUAUACAGAUUUGUGACAUAAUAUCAGGUUUUCUCAAAAUAAUGUUGUGAGGCAACCUGAAGCAACCCUCAACCAUACCUGAGAAGUUAGGCUGUUUGUUUUUGUUUGUUUGUUUUUGUUUUAUGUUUAUCAAUUCCUAAGAUCAAUAAAGUAAUUUAAACCACUUUGGAUUUUCCUCAAAUAGACACAGUUAAGUCUAAUACAAACUGGGGACAGGAGAGACAAUGUGAAAGUUCCCGAUUUCGCAGCUGAAUGAUAAAAUGAAAAAAUGUGACUUGAAAACAUGGCCUUUUUAACAUUCUGUAUAAUUGUGAAUUAUUUACUACGGAUAGAGGCAAUAAAAUAAAGCCAUUUUAUCAAUUGCAGUCCUCUGUAUUCACAAUAGUUUGAUCCUGUGGACUGAUUGGAGAAAUCUGCACUGAGCAUCCUGCAAGACAAGCAUGUGUAAGAGGUGAGGGAUUACAGACACGGCUACAAUGUAAUAAAGAUGUUGAAGCUACAUCAGACAGAUUACAUUUUCAAGCACUCAGACUUCAGUACCAAUGUCUGAAACAGGUGUGAUGGUCACAAAAGCUUGAAAAAAUUAUGGAUAGGACCCUCUAAACGGAGACUUCUGAAAAACUCUGAUACCACUUGUUACAUCACAUGUCAACUUUGAGAUGGGAAACGAGAAGAUCCUGCUAUUGGUUUGACUAUUGUGUAUUUUGUACUUCAUACAUUUUCCACGUAAUUGUUCACUUUUUGAUCAGCUAUAAAGAAAAAAACACAAGUGGGAAUAAAAAACAUUUAAGUCUG